This is a messenger RNA of Armigeres subalbatus, 2047 nucleotides long. RefSeq lists its product as uncharacterized. NCBI's taxonomy places the organism in Eukaryota, Metazoa, Arthropoda, Insecta, Diptera, Culicidae. The record is from RefSeq and is a predicted model, not a curated record. The coding region runs from base 995 to 2047 and encodes 350 amino acids. The transcript has 4 exons.
GGAUAUCAGCUGCUCGAUGUGGAUUUUCGUUUGUUGGGACUAGGAAAUCCUUCCAAAGGAUCGCAAAAGUGGACAGCAAUUAUCGAUCAAUUGACUACAUAUAUCAGCAAACACGCAAAAGAUUCAUCGGCCAAAUCACUCAUCAAAUCGCUCAGGAACAAAGAGUUGUCGACAGACACCAAGCUACCGGUCCUGCUUCAUGCAUUAUGCACUGUAUUGGCACCGGUUAGAGCGGCUAAAGGUUUCAAACCGACGAUUCCUCUUGCUCAGGAAGAUGUCUUGAUAAUGGCAGAAACUCGAGAACUGGCACUAACAAAGUUUCGAAACGACCGUGCAAUUAACGAACCAGUUGCUCCAAAACUUAUCGUGGUAGGUUCUGAUCUAUCAGCAGCUACUGGUGAAUGCAUGGUCAUUUAUAAAACGAUUGAAUACACCUGUCCCAAAAUCGCACGAGGCAUUGAUGUUUUAGUGAAACUACGUAUGUUACUUGGUCUGCCAUAUCCACCAACGUCGAAGCUUGUCUGGAUGUUCAUAGAACAGUUUGUUUAUGGAGUUAACCCUGUUGGAGGAGGAUAUAUGGUCAUCAACAAACUUAUCGACUAUCUCGAGCCUGAAAAAAAAUGAUCGUUCCAUGCUGCAUUCCCGGCUGUUCUAGCCAGUUUACAACAGCAAAUGACCUACUAGAUCAUAUAGCGAAAAUUCAUAAACAUUCUGCAGAAUAUCAUUACCGUUGUUCGUAUCCUAAGUGCAUUCAAGUUUUUCCAAUACAUAUUCCUUCAAAAGACAUGUAAAAAAUCACAAAUUUGAUAAUGCAUUAGUAGCAUCAGGAAACAACAGUCAGACUAACCAGCCAGAUAUAAUAUCUAUUGAUACAGUAGAACCUCUUUGUACUGAGAAUGAUUAUUUCCAACAAGAUCGUAAUAAUUUGAAAACAGCAGCUGUAGAGUUGACGCUUCGUUUACACCAGAAGGCAAACUUCUCUAGACAGGACGUAAUGGAUAUUCAGAAGAGCGUUCAAAAAUUUUGCACCACGUCAGCUGAAAAUCUUGGAAGCAUUGAUAUUGAAGUACUAGAUACAGAGAAGAAUUUUCAAUAUAAUAAACAUCUAAGAGAAUUGAAAGAUGCAUUCAAAUUCAUCGACAGCGAUUUCAAAUUUUUUGAAUAUAUAAAAAAUUUGAAUAUUUUUCAAGAGCCCACCAUAUUGAUAUUAGAAAAUGAGCUCGUUACAAAAGUUACAACCGAAGAAACUAGAAAGUCAUGUUUAGUAUUAAACCCAAUCGAGUUUCAAAUUAGAUCUUUUUUUCAAACAAGUGACAUUUUGCAGAAGACUUUGGAAUAUACCGCUAAAUUAGAACAAGCCACUGAUAUUCAAAAUUUUGUAAACGGUUCCCUUUGGCAAAACAUCAAAACUAAGUAUAUACAAAACGAAUACAAUUAUGUUUUACCUCUCUUUCUAUACGCGGAUGAAUUUGAGGUGAACGAUCCGCAGAGUUCGCAUAGUAAAGUUGAUUCAAUAUGUGGUAUAUAUUUCAAUUUUCCUACUUUGCCUGUCGAAUAUCGGUCAAAGUUAUGCAAUAUAUUCGUAGGUGGCUUUAUAAGAAAGGUUGUAAUUAAUGAAACUGGCGUGAGUAAGUUCGUUGAAGAGCUGUUGAUUCCAUUUAAGAAGCUAGAAAACGAGGGAUUAGUUUUUCAAUUGAAGUCGCAUUGUGUAAGAAUUCGUUUCGUUCUGUGUCUAGUCCAAGGGGACAAUUUAGGUGUACACUCCUUAUUGCAAUUAUCCAGUGGAUUCAAUGCGAAUUAUUACUGCCGGUUUUGUAAGAGGCAUAGGACACAGAUGCAAGUUGAUGAUGAAGAACAUAAAAACUGCUUAAGAAAUAUUGAAAACUAUGAAGAAGAUGUACUCAAAGACAGACAUUCACUAACAGGCAUUAGUGGACCAUCUCCAUUCAAUCAACUUCAAUCGUUCCAUGUAAUCGAGAAUCCUAGCAUUGACGUCAUGCAUGAUAUGUACAGUAAUGGGGCAUGUCGUGCGGCUAUUUUUGGAUAA